AUGGCCGGGCUACCCUGCAGGAUCAUCAAGGAAACCCAGCGUUUGCUGGCAGAACCAGUACCUGGUAUUAAAGCAGAACCAGAUGAGAGCAACGCCCACUAUUUUCAGGUGGUCAUUGCUGGUCCCCAAGAUUCCCUGUUUGAGGGAGGGACUUUUAAACUUGAACUAUUCCUCCCAGAAGAAUACCCAAUGGCAGCACCUAAAGUACGUUUCAUGACCAAAACUUAUCAUCCUAAUGUAGACAAGUUGGGAAGAAUAUGUUUAGAUAUUUUCAAAGAUAAGUGGUCCCCAGCACUGCAGAUCCGCACAGUUCUGCUAUGGAUCCAGGCUUUGUUAAGUGCUCCUAAUCCAGAUGAUCCAUUAGCAAAUGAUGUAGCGGAGCAGUGGAAGACCAACGAAGCCCAAGCCACAGAAACAGCUAGAGCAUGGACUAGGCUGUAUACCAUGAAUAAUAUUUAA
Messenger RNA from Castor canadensis (American beaver), 459 nucleotides. The record is from RefSeq and is a predicted model, not a curated record. NCBI's taxonomy places the organism in Eukaryota, Metazoa, Chordata, Mammalia, Rodentia, Castoridae.